Messenger RNA from Suillus fuscotomentosus, 792 nucleotides. RefSeq lists its product as uncharacterized. Bases 1 to 792 code for a protein of 263 amino acids. The transcript is spliced from 2 exons. NCBI's taxonomy places the organism in Eukaryota, Fungi, Basidiomycota, Agaricomycetes, Boletales, Suillaceae. The record is from RefSeq and is a predicted model, not a curated record.
AUGCCCCCAGUACGUACGCAGGAUGACCCCUUCAUUCACUGGAAGGUGGACAUCGGACGCGCAGAAGCGGCUGAGGCCUCUCUGACAACUUCAACUUCAACAGUACGCACGCAGGGUGACCCCUUCGUUCACUGGAAGGUGGAUUUCGAACGCGCAGAAGCGGCUAAGGCUUCCCGGCAACAAAGGCAAAAAUAUGUUACCAGCGCCAUGACUACCAUGGCCUCUACUAUUAGUGCUGCCCCAGAGAACGGGAGUCACACAUUAGAAGGCCUUGUCAGCACGUUCCACCACUACGUCCCCCCCACGGUCCCCACAACAGGUCAAGUCUCUUUUCCUCUUCCUCAGCCUUGCGUCCAAUUGUCUUCCUUCCAGGCGCCUUGGCAAGCGCCUCUCACCCUGCUGCCCUUUCAACCACCACUCGCUCCGCCAUUGUCACCAUCACCCCAAUCACUUCCAUCGCCAUUAUCGCCCAUACCGUCCCCAUCGCCCAUACUGCCCCCAUCGCCCAUACUGCUCCCAUACGAGUCACCCCCAUCGCCCAUACUGUCCCCAUCACCCUCAUGGCCCAUACUGCCCCCACCGCCUCCAUCUUCUCCAUAUCAGACCAUGUGGCAAGAUCCAGAGACAACACCAGCGCGCUUAGGGUCAGCCGCCAUCUGGCAGUGGGCACCCGAGCCAGCCUUUGGUUGCGAAUUCGACUUGGAAGAGUUGAUAGCAAAGUUGAAUCUUGUGUGGGACGGGCAGAAUCAGACAUUCUGGGAGCAAUUUACUCAAGAUGUAGUAGAAGUGUGA